UUGGUGGCCGGGCGCGGAGGUGAUUCCACACUGAGGAGAGCGCGGCGGCAGGGGCGGCAGUGGCAGCGUUCGUGUGCUCGGGACUGAAUCACCGAGGGAGGAGGCGGUGGAGGAAGAGGUGGCAGCGGUGGCGGUGGUCGUAGCUGUGGCGGAGGAGGCGGGUACGAAUCAGCUGCGGGCGGAGACAUGGCCAACAUCGCGGUGCAGCGAAUCAAGCGGGAGUUCAAGGAGGUGCUGAAGAGCGAGGAGACGAGCAAAAAUCAAAUUAAAGUAGAUCUUGUAGAUGAGAAUUUUACAGAAUUAAGAGGAGAAAUAGCAGGACCUCCAGACACACCAUAUGAAGGAGGAAGAUAUCAACUAGAGAUAAAAAUACCAGAAACAUAUCCAUUCAAUCCCCCUAAGGUCCGGUUUAUCACUAAAAUAUGGCAUCCUAAUAUUAGUUCUGUCACAGGGGCUAUUUGUUUGGAUAUCCUGAAAGAUCAAUGGGCAGCAGCAAUGACUCUACGCACGGUGUUAUUGUCAUUGCAAGCAUUAUUGGCAGCUGCAGAACCGGAUGAUCCACAAGAUGCGGUAGUAGCAAAUCAGUACAAACAAAAUCCUGAAAUGUUCAAACAAACAGCUCGACUUUGGGCACACGUGUAUGCUGGAGCACCAGUUUCUAGUCCAGAAUACACCAAAAAAAUAGAAAACCUAUGUGCGAUGGGCUUUGAUAGGAAUGCAGUAAUAGUGGCCUUGUCUUCAAAAUCAUGGGAUGUAGAGACUGCAACAGAAUUACUUCUGAGUAACUGAGGCCUAGAGAGAGCUGCUGAUAGUCAAACUUGCCUCUUCUUGAGGAGCACCAACAUCUGUUAUUUUUAGGAUUCUGCAUAGAUUUCUUUUAAACUGGCAAUCUUGCCUAAUGAUGUUAUCUAGGCACCAUUGGAGACUGAAAAAAAAAAAUCCCUGCUCUGUAAAUAAAGCUAAUUAAACGUCUGUGUAAAUUUAAAAAGGGGAAAUACUUUAAUUUUUUUUUUUCAUACUUAAUAGUGUAAAGAUUCUUUGAGCUAAGCUAAAACCAUGGAAAAAACAUGCUACUUUAGUGUUUAGCAGUGUAACAAGACUAGCAAGAGUUUGCUUCAGGAUUUUGUUGAAUAAUUAAGAUAAUAUUUUGAGUGUGUCAGGGCCAUUCAAAUUGUUGGUGUUGCAUCACAGCUACCUUAACUGUUUUUAACAUGGAUCCUCUGUGCCUGUGAAUUUACUUGCAUGCUUGUACUUGACUUCUUAGGAUGGGUAGCUGAAAAGACCACCAUUUUAAGCAUUAGAAAAUUCUUAAAUAUGAGAUUUAUCCAGAAUUGAAGAUGGUGACCUAUUCAGAGCCUUUAUGUCCUGUUGACAGACUGGGACACUGUAUCUGUUUUCCCCCACUUACCAAACACAGCUAAUAUUCUGAUGGUAAAUUUCUCUGUACUUGGUGGGGAAAUGUGCUGAGGGUCAGUAUCCCUUACUCCAAUUUUAGGAAUGUUUUGUCACAGUUUUUCAAACACUCUUGUAAGAAUGUAAAAAUGGGACUGGCAAUUUUCUCUUGCAAAACCAGUAAAUACUUGAUGUUGCAGUAUUCCCAGAUUUAAGGAAAGAACCCAACUUAGAUUUUCAGUGAAUUUGACAUUGAUUUUAAUUUUUAAUCUAAUGAAAUUUUUUGUUGAGAACUUAGAAAGAUGCAAUGAAUUAUUUCGGUAGUUUUUAGCCUAAUCCUUGGGCUUCAUAGAGAUUGUUUUAUCAGAUACUUUAAAAGUCACUCUUGCUUGCACUUCCCCAUAUUAACACAUGAAAGCUGUGUUGGUGUUUUAUUGUACAUAUUUCAAAUGCACAUAGGAAUAGAAGUGUUAUAAAUCUAGCUUUCUUUAUGAUGUUUCUGAUAAUAUGAGAAUUGAAAACUUUACCUUGUAUAUAGUCAGACUUUCUAUUCGUAUUAAAGUUACAUUUCAUGCUAAGUUCAAAAGUUUGAAAAUUAUUAGUUUUGCAAGCUCAAACACUUAAUUUGACCAUUUUAUGAAGGUUGAAGUAGAUUUAUGCAGGCAGUUCUAUACAUAGAAAUACAAGUCUUAUUCAAUUUUCAGGACCAAUGCAAAAUAACAAAAAUGUAAUGGAAUCAGACUGAAUUAAAGUAAGGCUGUAUAUUGAAAAUCAUAUAUAAGGUUUGCUUUCUUCAAGUGUUAUUUAUCUUAAAUUAUAAUCGUUGAAGUGUUUGGAAAUAAUUUUUGAACCUAUUAAGUCAGCAUAACUUCAUUUGACUUUUCAAUAAUCUUGAUACUAGAAGCAAUAAAAGAACCAUUAUUAAAUAUA
Sciurus carolinensis (gray squirrel) is the source of this 2322-nucleotide messenger RNA. It is a transcript of the gene Ube2k, whose product is annotated as ubiquitin conjugating enzyme E2 K. The transcript has 7 exons. The record is from RefSeq and is a predicted model, not a curated record. Gene Ontology annotation, molecular function: protein binding; ubiquitin conjugating enzyme activity. Gene Ontology annotation, biological process: proteasome-mediated ubiquitin-dependent protein catabolic process; protein polyubiquitination. NCBI's taxonomy places the organism in Eukaryota, Metazoa, Chordata, Mammalia, Rodentia, Sciuridae. The coding region runs from base 187 to 789 and encodes 200 amino acids. Gene Ontology annotation, cellular component: nucleus.